Messenger RNA from Dipodomys ordii (Ord's kangaroo rat), 3869 nucleotides. It is a transcript of the gene Tigd5, whose product is annotated as tigger transposable element derived 5. Lineage: Eukaryota; Metazoa; Chordata; Mammalia; Rodentia; Heteromyidae. The record is from RefSeq and is a predicted model, not a curated record. Gene Ontology annotation, molecular function: DNA binding. Gene Ontology annotation, cellular component: nucleus.
AUGUACCCCGUGAGCUCCCCGGCUGGCUCUGCCCUGCACCGCGGCCGCCUUCCCCCGUCCGGACUUCCGGUCGAGGCGCCGCGGUCCCCCGCCGCCGUGCCGGGCCCCGCCGCGGCGCGCCCGCCGACGCCCGCGCCGGGCCGCGUGGCGGUGAAGAUGGCCUUCCGCAAGGCCUACUCCAUCAAGGACAAGCUGCAGGCCAUCGAGCGCGUCAAGGGCGGGGAGCGGCAGGCCAGCGUGUGCCGGGACUUCGGCGUGCCCGGCGGCACGCUGCGCGGCUGGCUCAAGGACGAGCCCAAGCUGCGCUGGUUCCUGGAGCAGCUGGGCGGCGAGGUGGGCACGCAGCGCAAGAAGAUGCGGCUGGCCAACGAGGAGGAGAUCGACCGCGCCGUGUACGCGUGGUUCCUCGCGCUGCGCCGGCACGGCGUGCCGCUGUCGGGGCCCGCCAUCCAGGCGCAGGCCGAGGCCUUCGCGCGCCAGAUCCACGGGCCCGCCUGCACCUUCAAGGCCAGCCACGGCUGGUUCUGGCGCUGGCAGAAGCGCCACGGCAUCUCCAGCCAGCGCCUCUACGGCGAGGCCGAGCCCCCGGCCGCGGGCCCCGCGCCCCGCCCGCCGGUCAAGGAGGAGCCCGCGCGGCCCCCGGGCGCCCCGCCGCCGCCCGCCCGGGCCUCGGCCGCGCCGCUCUCCUCCGAGGCCGGCUACGGCGACGAGCAGAUCAACGUCACCGGCCUCUACUGGAGGCUGCUCCCCGAGCAGGCCGCGCCCCCGCCGGGGGGCUGCGGCCGGCGCUGGCCUGGCGACCGGGUGACCGUGCUGCUGGCCGCCAACCUGACCGGGAGCCACAAGCUGAAGCCUCUGGUCGUCGGGCACAUGCCCGACCCACCCAGCCUGCGCCGCCACAGUCAGGACAGGCUCCCCGCCUCCUACCGCUACAGCCCCGGCGCCUGGCUGAGCCGCCCGCUGCUUCGCGGCUGGUUCUUCGAGGAGUUUGUUCCCGGCGUCAAACGUUACCUGCGUCGGAGCUGCCUGCAGCAGAAGGCCGUGCUGCUGGUCGCCCACCCGCCCUGUCCAAGGUGGGCCCCGGGGAUGCCCACCUGGGAAGAGAGCACGGAAACUCGGCCCGAGCCCUUCGGGUCCCCGGAGGAGCUACAGACCCCCGACGGCACCGUCAGGGUACUCUUCCUGUCCAAGGGAAACAGCCGGCCGCACAUCCCUGCACCCCUGGAGCAGGGGGUGGUAGCGGCCUUCAAGCAUCUCUACAAAAGGGAGCUGCUGCGGCUGGCCGUGUCCUGUGCCGGUGGCUCCCCGCUGGACUUCAUGCGCAGCUUCAUGCUCAAGGACAUGCUGUACCUGGCUGGGCUCUCCUGGGACCUGGUGCAGGCCGGCAGCAUAGAGCGCUGCUGGCUGUUGGGUCUCCGAGCAGCCUUUGAACCUGGGCAGCAGCCCGUCCACCAGGCUGAGGAGGCGGCUGAGCACAGCAGGGUGCUGGCUGACCUCACCCAUCUGGCCGCCCUGGCUUACAAGCGCAUGGCACCCGAAGAGGUGGUAGAGUGGUUGCACCUGGAUGAUGACGGGGGCCUCUCUGAGGGUUGUGUGGCCGAGGGGGGCCCCGUCUGGCCUCUUUCGCUGCCUCCCGCUGCCCCCCCAUCCCCAGCCAGCCUGCCCUCUAGCAUCGGGGGUGGAGAGGGGGAGGAGGAGGAGGAGGAGGAGGAAGCUGCCACUGAGCAUGGAGGAGCGUUGGUGGUACCCACUGCUGGGGAGGCUGUCUGGGGGCUGGAAACAGCUCUGCGGUGGCUGGAGAGCCAGGACCCCAGGGAGGUGGGGCCUCUGAAGCUGGUGCAGCUGCGCUCACUCAUCACCAUGGCCCGGAGGCUGGGGGGCGUCGGGCCCUCCCCCACGGUUCCCAGCGACGGAGUGUGACCAUCCCUGCCCAGUGCCCGUUUUCCCUGCUGCACUGGGAGGGAAAGGACACCUGCUCUGUCAUCUCUCCCUCUGGGGUGGCCCACUCACUCAGGAGAUUGCUGUGGUCCAAGCCCAACCUGGGUGAAGGAGCUGUUGGAGGAAGGUGUCACUCUGCUGCUCAGCUCCUGGGAUAGCCCCCCCCCCCCCCCCGCAGGUGCACAGAGCAGGGUUCACUUGCACAGCUGGUGGAGCACACGGGCACAGCUCCUGCCAGCAGUUCUGGCCCCUAUGGGGCUCCCCCAAUCCCUCCCUGGCCUGCCGUGUGCGGCUGCUCCCUUCUACACCCCACCACCGGUGCUCACCGUUCUCCCAGUGGGAGACACACCACUUGGCUUUUGUUUUUUAAGCACAUUAAAUCUGCUCUUAAAGACAUUCCUCAGAAGAUGCCAUGAGACCUGGGCAGAGUGCCGCGGCCUCUGAGCUGCUCCUGCCCUUGCUCUGGAAGCUCUGGCUUGGUUCUAGGCCAUCACCCUGGCCCAGGCUGACCUGUCACAGUGCGUGAGGAUGAAGGCUGGUACUUCAUGAGGUUCUGAAAUACCUCUCCCUGCAGCAGCAGGUAGAGACUUUUGUCCUGAACAAAACUCCAUCCUGGGAUGGUAUUCCAUGGGUUGGCAAGUAUUUGAGUUUGGCCCCUGGUGUUCUGAUCAACGGCAGGACAAGCUCUCCUGAUGCUCCAUCAGCUACUGACCACCUGGUCAGGCCCAUUCACUGCUGGCCUUAGUGGUCUUAGUGCCUUAGUGUCACCCCCAUGUGGGUUCUUCCCAGCCUACUCCCCCACCCCAAUUUUCCUACCUUUUGACACUGCCAAGGAUGUGGUUUCAGAGCUGCCCUGGUGGCCCGAUCUGAGAGGGGGCUGUCUAAAUUUCACUCCACCCUAAUGUUCCACCCAGGUUCCUGCUGCCGGUCCGGGUAGAGAUGCGGCCCCUCAGGCAGGGGUUGGGUCACUGCUUUUGCUGAGAUGCUGCUGUCCCGGCCCUCUUAAGGGGCUGGGGCCCGGGUCAGAGGAGCUGCUCAUCCCUCGGAUCACACGUCUGAAGUCAGAGCCCUGGGCACAGGAGCAGGUGGGAGGGUGCCCGGGACCUGCAUGCAGGUGGUGUGCACACUGAAGGGACGGCCAUGCACUGGCGUGACCGUAGGGCAGCUGAAGGAAGCACUUCCUCAAAGUGGUUUCCAUUGAUCAUAGCUCCCUGGAACUGCUUCCCAUCCCUACAGAAACGUGUGUUUCCAAUCUCAGCUGAGAGGAGGUGUGGAGGAUUUGGGAGCAAGAAGAGUAAGGCCUGCCUGGCCAGGUCAGUCUGCAGCCUCCAUCUGUGUGUGCUGCGCCCCAGCCGGCCACCUCCGUGGAAAGCCCCUCCAUGCUCGCACACCUAGGUGGCUGAGAGCACAAGGCCCAAGCAGCUGGGGCCAGGCUUCAGCAAGUAUAAUGCAUUUACACCAUCAGCCUCCACUUGGGCCCAGGCACCCACUCUAGGAGCUGCCCCCCAAUUCUGGCAGGCAUGUCUCCAGGGAUCCGAGGACAGCCCCAUCUCAAAGGCUGUGGCAGAGCUGUAGGCCUCAGUGCCCGUCCACCCUGGGAGCUGCCCUUCGGUUUGGCUUCUCAGCUGCUCCUGCUGUGAGUGUGCCGUCAUUCUCCUUUCUUCUGCUUUGCUUCCUGGGGGCCUGGGCCCAAAUGAGCUGGAGUCAGCAGAGUCAUUGGUCACGAUCGCGUGCUGCCCUUCCUGGCCCCACAAGGCCUAGGGGCGGCUUCCAUAUAAACAAGACAAGUAGAAGUCUGUGUACUGGCAUUUGAAGGACUGGGGAGCCCCACGCUGGCUCUAGGUAUUGUCUUGGGCUAGAGGUAUAGCUCAGGGUCGUGCUUUGCCUACCAUGUGAAGGCCCUGGGUUUGAUCCCCAGCACCUCAUAAAAG